CAGACACAAAGCUUAAAUAGAAAUUUGAGUGCAUUAGCUAGUAAUUUCGAUUGCAAGAUUCUAGGUUAGCAGACCAAAAGCAAGCAAAUAAGAACUUAGUAAAAUAAGAUUUUUUUUCAAAAUAAAUAUCUACUAGAUUUUAUUGUCUGAUUGUCUACUAGAUAUUAUUGUUUGGAAAACAAAGCUGUUUUUCUUUUAAUUGACACCUUACUCUUGCGAAAUCUAUUAGCUUGAUUUGAUGUCUGGUCAUCUAAUUUCACCUGCUGCAAAUCAAGUAGAUUAGAGAUUCUGCGUAAUAAAUAUAGUUUUCAAUAUUCAUAUACCAAAAUAUCUUUCCAAUAUCUUUGUUAAAUUUGUUCUAAAAAAGUUUUUUUCUUUUAAAAAUAUUCCGAUUAUAAACUUUAAUAAACAUUUUUUUCCUCAAACAAAAAAGUAGCAGACGACAAAAUACCUUGAAAUAGUAAGAUGCAAACGAUUUGAAUGAAAUAAAACACGUGAUUAUGUAUUUUUAAGUCGCAUCUAAUGAGACUUUUCCUUCAAAUUAUUCUUUUUUCUUGAAAACCGGAAGUGAUUACAUAGAUGGGAAUGGCACAACUAACAAAGAUUCAAUUUACUCAAAUUAUUAGCAUAAUCAUCGUAAUAGCUCUUUAAAAACAUAUCUUUUUGCAGCCUUGGAAGUAAACUAUCUAAUGUUUUAUAAUUAAGACUAAAAAAAGUACCCUGUCCGGUUUUAGCUGUUCUAUCAUUGCUGUUUCUCUUCAGGUACAUUACAUUUACGAUUUGAGUCGCAUUGUGAACAAUGGAAUAUUGAGCGAACUGUUCUAAAAAAAAGUAGGAAAGAUAAAGGACAACUGUAUGGAUACAUCUUAAUGCCAAUUUCGCUAAUCAAAAUAUAAUUAACCAUGGAAUUAAGAUGGAAAGGAACUCUGACCAUUGUUCUGUUGAUGUUAUCCGGGUCUUUAACAAACUUAGAUUGUUGGAGCGUACCAUUACCGAAUGUGACAUCUGAUGAUAUCCAAAGAAUUAACACAUCAUGUAAUGAAACAGAUUCCUGUGAACAAUUAUUUGAUGUGACAUAUGAUGAUAUCCAAAACAUAAAUGCAACGUGUAAUGAAUCAGAUUCUUGUGAACCAUUAUUUGAUGUGACAUAUGAUAUUCAAAAUAUAAAUGAAACUUGUAAAGAAUCAGAUUCCUGCAAAACAUUAUUUGAUGUGACCUAUGAGGAUAAACAUGGCAUAAACGCAACUUGUAAGGAAUCAGAUUCCUGUGAACCAUUAUUUAAUGUGACAUAUGAUGAUAUCCAAAAUAUAAAUGCAACGUGUAAUGAAUCAGAUUCUUGUGAACCAUUAUUUAAUGCGACAUAUGAUGAUAUCCAAAGCAUAAACGGAACAUGCGAGGGAAGAGAUUCAUGCGAAUUACCCAGAGAUAAAGAUACUCUUAGCUAUUAUACCUGCAAGUGUAACAGCUACUGCAGUUUGUUUGGAACAUGCUGUGUAGACUCGAAACACAAACACAAAUACCCGAAACCUCUAAAACACCUAUAUUGCGAUUCUGUUUUUCAGGACGAGGAGUUUUGGUACGUACCCAUGGUAUACGGUUGCGAUCCUGAUUCCCAAAGUAAUAAAACCACCAAGGAACUUUGCAAUAGCAAUGCUGAACUAUCAAACAAUCCUGUUUUGAAUGUACCCGUUACUGAUCUUGUAACAGGUAUUUCGUAUAAGAACUACUAUUGCUUCUCGUGUAACAAAAACUAUGGUGAACAAGAACCAAUGCCAUGGAAGUUAGAAUUGGAAAGUCAUUCAGAAAAAAUAAAUGGGUCAUUACAGAACUUACAUUUCGAUAUUUCCAGAUGGACUUGGGUCUUGGAUUACAAUCAAGCAAAUGCAACCGAUGUAUUUUUGUAUAUAUCUAUGCCAGAAGCAGUGAUAGAUGUUAUUCCUUAUUGCUAUAACUUCAUAAUAAUAUCAGACUGCGCUUCAAACUGGACUGAUGACACUACGCGAAAUAAGUGUCUGGCUUAUAUGGCACUGGCAAGAAUUCCUGUCAAGAAUAAAGAUGAGACUAAUCUAAUAUACUAUCGAAAUCCACAUUGCGCCAUUUGCAACUAUCAGAGUAUUGAUGGCAGGGAUUGCAAUGGAUAUGAUGAUAAUCAUAGUGUGUCUUACGGGCAUAAUGACUUUUUCUAUGGUUUGUUCUCUUUACACGACAAAACAAGCAAAUGUGAAGACAAUAUGAUUUAUGAUUAUUUCGGAAAGAAAUGUAGAAGAAUAUACAAAGCAAAAAAGCGACGGCUAUCAUAAUCUUCUUAUAGUUGUUCAGUUCACAAAGUAAAAAACCGGUAUAUCAUGAACAAUUUUUGAUUUAAUGAUGGGAUUUUCCCGUACUUAAGAUUCGGAUUUCUAGUUCUCAAUAUGUAGGGAACAGCUGCAAUCCAGGAAAGAAGGUACCAAUCACUUACAGAAGAGCAGUCGAAAGCUUGAGAUUUUUAAUUUAAAUUUUUUUAUCUCAAGAUACGAUAUUUUUCUGUUUGCUUGAUAGGACAAAACACACAAAAAAUAAAAUUAACACAAAGGGGUCUAGGCAUUCGUACGUCGAUCAAACUAUUAAGACUAUAUUCCCCAAAUUGCAGCUACCGUCCUUUUUUUUUAAGGCCAUUAUUACGAAAUAGUGCGCAAUUUAGAAAAGGUACGUUUUGAGCCUUAUUUUGUAACCUGAAAUAUUGCGAGCACUUACAAGUUACUAAAUUUAACAUUUGGUCCUAGAACUGUCAAAAUGGAAUCUCGGUAUUUCGUUACGGGAAAAUCUAAUUAUUAGAUCAAAAUAUAUUCAGGUUAUUCUUUUUUUCUCUCUUUCUGCACAUUGUACGUGAAUAAAUAUCGAUUUCUAUACAAUUGAUAUUUUUUCGUGGACAAAAAAGAAAAAAAAAAGUCAAUAAAAUCCUCCAAUUUACUACGAAGGGGAGAGUGGGUCAAAAGCGGGUAGUGGGGGUGAGACUGGGUACCCGAUUGUGUCAAAAUUAGUUCUAUUUUUCAGAAGAGUACAGAAGAAGUAUCAAAUAAGUACACUUGAAAAAAAAUUUUAUGGUGACUAUUAGAGCCACGGAUGUUUUUGAAUUAAUACAUUUCAAAUUAUGUAUGAUGAACAAGUUUAAUUAUGGAAUCAUAGCCCAUCUAAGGUGCAUUUUAAGUAUCGAGAAAUAAGUUCUGGAGAAAAUUUAAAUUCAAAGUAAAAAAACAUUUCGAAAAUGUUAGUUUUAGACUACCCAAAACCAUGUUAUUAAUGCCGACCUUUCAGAUAAGGCGAGAUGGUACUUACAAGAUUUUAUUUUUAAAUGCUAUUUUCCUUCAAAGUAAAAAAAAAGAACUAUUUGUUUGCGACAUUUUGGUGAAUAUAAAUGCACUUUGUAACUGAAACUGAAUUUUUGAGAAAUUAUCCAUUUUCCUAGGUACACAAAUAACUAUUUGUAUUUGAGGAGGUAUAAAUUAAUAGUUAUACAUUCGUCCUAUUCAUUAAGCAUUUAGCUUAAUAUAUAUUCGUUCAUCAUCUUUGUUUGAACUGCAUUAAAUUGCAUACUGUACUUUCAAAAAUAUAUGUACCAUUAGAAAAUGUUCCAAAAUUUUAGAUUUGUAUUAGUAAACUAUUACCUAAAUCUUUAGUGGAGCAAUAUUUACUUUUUUAUUAAGUAUUUGUAAAAUUUUACAUAAAAAAGAGCAUUAAAUAGAUACGUUUGUGAUUUUGGACACCUGAAUAUGUAAAUACUUUUUGUACCAAAAAUAUAAAUCUGUAAAUUUAUUUUUAGAUAUUUACUAUCACAGCUAAUAAAUUUUCAAUCCUAAAAUUACUUUAAACCGACAAAAAAAAGUGAUUGAUUGAAACAAUUGAUUCAAAAAGUAACUAUCACAUAAGGAAAGUGCUUAUUUGAAUGCUUAUUGCUGAAAUUUUAUCUAUGCAGAUUGAAUGUUUAAUGUCUAUUUGUAAAAUGACUGAAAUUUAGAAAGUUGUAUUAGUACGCUUGUUCAAGUAUCAAAUUAUUAAUUCAAAAAUAGUUAUGUGCUUUCAAAUUGUUUAAAAUAAAGUGAAAAACAAACACA
Messenger RNA from Parasteatoda tepidariorum (common house spider), 4091 nucleotides. RefSeq lists its product as uncharacterized. Lineage: Eukaryota; Metazoa; Arthropoda; Arachnida; Araneae; Theridiidae. The record is from RefSeq and is a predicted model, not a curated record.